AUGGGAAACAGAACUAUCGAUGUUGUGGAUGCCUUGUUUAUCAUGGGCAGCUUUGGUCUGUCCGAGAAAGGUGCUUAUGUAACCAUCUCCUUUGGCAUUGUCAUUUAUUGCUUCACGGUGGCCUGUAACUUGAUUCUCCUUCUCCUCAUAGCCAUGAACAAAAGCCUACAUGAGCCAAUGUAUGCAUUCUUGUGCAACUUGUCUAUUAAUGACCUAAUAGGAAUCAGUGCCUUUUUUCCCAGGACCAUGUGGGAUAUGGUGUCAGAAGACAGGUCAAUCACAUUUCCAGAAUGCCUGAUCCAAGCUGUCUGCCUCCACAUGUAUGGUGGCGCCACACUUCUGAUUAUGUCCAUCAUGGCAUUUGACCGAUAUAUUGCCAUCUGCUACCCGUUAAGGUACCACAAUAUCAUGACACGAUCCUGUGUGAUAAAACUGAUUGUGUCAGCCUGGCUCUCAGAUUUUCUGCUGAUCUGCACUCUGUUUGUGCUCACGUUGCGCUUCCCGUUCUGCAAGACUGCGCUCACCAACUUUUACUGCGACAAUGUCUCCCUCCUCCGUUUGACCUGUGCAACAGACACCACAGUUAACAACAUCUACGGUCUGUUUAUCACAGGCCUCCUGCAUGGCCUGGGCAUUUUUUCAGUUGUGUUCUCCUACACCUGGAUUCUGGUCACAUGUUUAAGAAACAAAGAUACUGAGUCAAAAGGCAAGGCAGUGCACACCUGUGCUACACACUUGCUGGUCUUCCUGAUCUACGAGUUCUCUGGUAUCAUCAUCGUCCUUGUUUACCGACUUCCAUAUUUUCCUCCUUUGCUGCAAAAGUUUAUGUCAAUAUCUUUUCUGAUUUUUCCUCCAAGUCUAAACCCAGUGAUAUAUGGUAUAAAAACCAAAGCUAUUCAAAGUAAAUUAAAGCAGAUGUUUGCCAACAGGAUUUUCACCAACCACAUGGCAACGAUUUCCUGGUCAAAAACAGUCAAGUCUAUAGCUUGA
Scleropages formosus (Asian bonytongue) is the source of this 990-nucleotide messenger RNA. Its product is annotated as olfactory receptor 4D1-like. Lineage: Eukaryota; Metazoa; Chordata; Actinopteri; Osteoglossiformes; Osteoglossidae. Gene Ontology annotation, biological process: detection of chemical stimulus involved in sensory perception of smell; G protein-coupled receptor signaling pathway. The record is from RefSeq and is a predicted model, not a curated record. Bases 1 to 990 code for a protein of 329 amino acids. The transcript has a single exon. Gene Ontology annotation, cellular component: membrane. Gene Ontology annotation, molecular function: odorant binding; olfactory receptor activity; G protein-coupled receptor activity.